This is a messenger RNA of Schistosoma bovis, 4426 nucleotides long. The record is from the annotation of a GenBank genome assembly. Lineage: Eukaryota; Metazoa; Platyhelminthes; Trematoda; Strigeidida; Schistosomatidae.
AAGGUAAGCCGCCACUUUAAAGUGUAACAUCAUAGAUGGUAAGCUUGUUCCCAAUCUUGGCGACAUUACUAUUGGUGCUUCACUGCAUUCAACAACAAAAUAAAUGUACCAAUGUGACAUGUUUAAAGAAUAAAUAUGUACAAAUGUCUAUCGUAACAACGUCCAGUGUUAGUACGGACAGGGUGGAAAUUAGUGAAUAUAUAUUCGACAAUCGUGUGUAUUUCUUAAAGUGAUUCAUGGUUCUCCAACUAACUGAGUAAUCUCCCAGGGAGUUGUCGUCCUGUCAUUUCGAAAGUCUCUAAAUGCUAUUGGUUUUGUAUUUUAUGUAGAACAAAAUACUUCACAUACAUAUGAAGUAAACACUCGCCAAAAUGACGGUAGCUGUACAACUAAAUAACCUAGUCUGGGGAACACAACUUCAAAAGUACUCACUCGAUGUGCAGAGUUUCCUCGUUACUAUGAAGUGAAGCGCCAUCACAUAGUUUUGGUGUUUGCUUGGUAGGUAAUUAGUGAUAUAUUUCAAAACUUCUUAAGACCCAGACACUGUAUUGAUCACUAAACUUUCAUCUAAUUUAUCAGAUCGCUGCGAUGUUGUUAUGUUACAUGAAUACUCUGACUACGUGACACUAUAUGAACAUCCCGUUUAUGGUAAUCGCUAAUUGUCGAAAAAAUCACUGCUUUUCCUUCCACAGCCUCUGCAGAUACAUUAAAAUCCAAUAGUGCAAAUCAUAAACUUCCUACAUCUUUGUUGUAGGCUCUGUUUCUAAAUUGGCAAAGGUUAACUAUAGAUCGCUGUGACUUAAUUAUUACCGUAACUUCUCAUAUUAGCUCCAGUGCAUGGUAUUUUCAUAAUGCUGAACGAUUGAGAAACAUUUAGCUUUUCUCUGUGACAUUGUUCUGGUCCGGAUUAUGUUCUUGCAGCUCAGAUACAUAUAUCCAAACUUUCAUGGCAUCGGUUUUGAAAUAAAUAUAUUAUAAACGCUCACAAUUCUGCCAAAAUAGUUACCAACCAUAACUUCGGGACGUUAGUUAUCCCUAACCACCAUCUAGUUCUAUGUCCUAUGUUGCCUAAUAUAGAACUGUGUUAAGAAAACUUAAAAGUAAGCAAAUUAAGACAUCAUGCCGAUCUGUGAAGUCACUGAAUUCCAGUUGGAACGGUAUGAGUAGGUACAGAAUACUUAAGUGUAGUCUAUCCAAUGCUUGUAAUCAAUAACUGGACGACAUGGCUGUACUUGUUUUCCGAUUUUCCGUUCUUCGCUUUCAUUUUGAACUGUGUUUCAAUGUCCAGAUUUCUAUUAACUUCAAUAUUAUUUUCCAGUCUUUCCUUUUCACCUUGUUGAAUCCCUCUUUCUAAACUGAUGGAGUGUGAUGACUUAAAUUCAUGUCAGAUCCUACGUUCAUAAUGGUUGACAAAUUAUCUGAUAACUCCUACAUCGUCCUCUUAAUUUCGUAGACAACACCCGCGCUACAAGAAGGAAGUGAGUAGGACUUCCCUGACAAUGGCUGUAUACACGUGGCCAUGUGAGAGCACUGCGAGGAGAGCUGAUUCUCCCCACCCUCAGUUGUACCAGGGCAUCUAGGGGCUCUGUAAGUUAGCGAACAAGUAAUUUUGAAAUCUAUAUUUUCGGCGUUAUUUCUAUGCGAUGCUGUCAUACGAUGAAAGUUUCAUGGUCUUGUACUAGAAAUACGGUCCACAUGAUUAGAUACUCCGAUAAAUACCUGCUUGUUAUCGUGUUUAGAAUUUUUUAAAGUUUAAUAUAGAUAUCCAAACUGAAGGAGAAUAUUCAUAAACAUUAGAUAAUGAGCUAUGUCACAUAAUAAAGCUACACUGUUCAGAAUUUACAAAAUGUAGAUAAAUGUUCGUUUUCAUGAAGAUCGAUGUACAGCUUAAUUCGAAAUGAAUAUGUAUUAUUAGGGAACUUUUGAACGUGAUAUUGUAACUAGUAGUAUCUUUGGAUGGUUAAAUAAUGUGUUACCUAUGUUUAUGGGAUACUUCGUACAGAUAUACACAAAUAAAAAUGUGUGAUAUUAAAGCUACUUUAGAAGAUGGAGGACCCAAACUAUUAGUGCUUGUGCGGCCGCGUCUGGAAAGAAAAGUGAUUUAUGAACCCGUCCAGGUCACUGAUCACUGCAUGGGUAUAACGUAAUACGUUGUUUCACUAUCUUGUCAAUUAUAUUUCCUAGUCCAAAGUUUGACAGGAGAGACCUUAGGACAACCACAUGUGUCGGUUUUUGGUCCGGGAAAUUAUCAUAGCCGUCGUACUGUUUCUAGUCCACUAUUAACUACUGUAUACUGUUACUUGGCGAAUAUUUUGGUUUUAACAUAUUUUCGAAUAAUAACUACAUGAUGGUCGUUGAUUUAUAAACCGGGUAAGACGGUUUGAAAAUCGGUAGUUAACCUGCCAAGUCUUCCGACGUUUUGGGAGAUAUAACCUUCGCAAACAUCGACCUAUGAAUGAUAAUUAUAAAAGCGCGACAUCAGUUAACCUUGCUCAAAUACCAAGAGUUAACUCAUUUUAAAAAUUUUGUUGUUACUUAUCGCUUUGCACUGUAUGUGGAACAACUCAGCACAGCAUCAUAAGAUGGUGUAUGAUAAGAAGCGAGUAAAGAAGAAAUAGACAUUUUAAAUCAGUCACUGAAGUAGAAUUUUUUUCACUCCGAACUUCGAUUUACGCUGCUGCGAAAUCAGAACAACCUUAUCCGAUGACCUAUUCUGUUGUUUAACUAGUCAGUACAAACUAUCUAGUUUCUUUUUCAUUGUAGUUUUGUAUUACAUAAAAAUUUUCAUGUAAAGUGGUAUUUUUUUAGUAAUAGGCCAGGCUGAAACCAGGCUUUGUCUUUCGAAAUUUGGCGACUCUGUGGGAUAUUAGGUUCUGGGGGCACCUAUUGUAUAUUGUUGUUAAUGUUUUUUGGACACAAAAAAAGUAAGUAAGGGAAUAAAAGUUUCGUUCCUCUAGAGAAGCUGAAGCUAUAGCUGUUGAGUUCCUGAAUGCUCAUAAAAAAUAGGUAAAGAUAGGUUACUGUAGAAAGGAUUUUGAACGGAUAUCUGAAGACAAGAUAGGUGCUCACUAGGAUUGCUUUUUAAAAAGUUAUAUGCUUAUAAACAAAGUGAUAAGUGAAAAACAAAAAUAACUAGAUGCUAUAGGGGAUCGAGGAAAUCGAUCCUGUGGGUCUCUCACUCUCUUGUAAAUCGAAACCUGGCUGUUAGGCCCAAUAUAUAUUUCAGUUUGAAUUUCUGUUAUGACUUUUUCUAAGGGUUUAAAGUGAAUUGAUAUCGAGAAAAGAAAUUCAAAAAUACUUUAUAGAUUCCUCUUAAUUUGAAUAAGUAUGACUAUUGUCAGGUUUUCUUCAAACAUUAGUAUUUUGCUAGAUAAAUUUCACUGUUGAUAUAAUUGCUAUUCCUUACGAAAGAUGUACAGGAUCUUAUUAUUUUUGUGUUAUUUAUUAUACUGUGUUUACAUUCAGUUGAAACGUCAAGCCAGAUUACGCAGAGAAUUUAUUUACAGAAGAUCGAUUGAAGUUCGAGAUGCUGAAAACGAAAAGAAGAAAAAGAUGUUAAAAGUUGCUUUAGCUGAAGGGAAAGUGCUACCUAAAGAAAUUCAAGAAGGUGCUUUACAGUUAAAUGAAGAAUUAGACUGGAGUGAUGAUGGCGGUGAAGGUACGAACGUCUGUGUUUUCUAUAUAUGUUCUUAACAAUUCGUUUGUAUUAGGAGUUGCUAAUUAUCAAGAUGAUGAGUAUCUUUGGGCUGGAACUGAAGAUCCGCGCGUUGUUAUCACUACAUCACGUUCUCCUAGUUCAAAACUAAAAGAAUUCGCCAAGGAAUUACGUUUUCUCAUUCCGAAUGCUGCUAAAAUUAAUCGUGGUAACUACUUGAACAAGAAUUUGUUGGAAGCUUGUUUAGCAAAACAGAUUACUGAUAUCGUUAUUGUCAACGAAUCACGCGGCGUCCCAGACACUUUGAUUAUUAGUCAUUUGCCGUUUGGUCCAACUGCUAUAUUCACUUUAUACAAUGUACGCACACGUCAUGAUAUGGAGACUAUGGGUUGUGGCACCGGAGCGAAAAUGCCUCAGACAUAUCCUAAUCAUAUAUUUAAGGGAUUAAAUUCCAAAUUAGGUCAACGUGUUCGUUGUAUAUUGAAACAUUUAUUUCCUGUACCGAAAGAUGAUUCUAAACGUGUGGUUACAUGGUACGAGGAGGAUGAUGUCAUAUGUUUCAGACACCACACAUAUAAAUAUAUGGAUAAAAAAUUGGAACUAACUGAACAUGGGCCUUCAUUCGAUUUACGUUUGUAUAAAAUUUGGCGUGGACCGUUACAUGAAGAAGCCACAGCGGAUAUUGAGUGGGUUUAUCGACCGUAUAUGAAUACCACUUUUAAAAGACGAUUUUUAUCAGAACCACCAUCUCCUUGAACCUUAUUAUGUAAA